AUGGGGGCUUUUGGCCAGGCGCCCGACCAACAGCAGGGAGGCUUCGCCUUUGGGGCUGCUCAGUCUGCACCGGCCUUUGGCGCAAACCCUCAGCCCGCCUUUGGGUUUGGAGCAGCGCAGCAGCAGCCAGCUCAGCCCGGUAUGGGAGGGGAGGCCGUGCCCAACGCCUUUGGUGGGGGCAUGCCUGGGGCUUUCUCCCUCGGCUCAAACUCCCAGUCCGAGUCGGCGCGGAGGAGGGUCAAGGUCAAGCGCAAUGUGCGCCGCGGGUAG
This is a messenger RNA of Auxenochlorella protothecoides, 270 nucleotides long. RefSeq lists its product as hypothetical. NCBI's taxonomy places the organism in Eukaryota, Viridiplantae, Chlorophyta, Trebouxiophyceae, Chlorellales, Chlorellaceae. The record is from RefSeq and is a predicted model, not a curated record. Bases 1 to 270 code for a protein of 89 amino acids. The transcript is spliced from 2 exons.